This is a messenger RNA of Nomia melanderi (Alkali bee), 1517 nucleotides long. NCBI's taxonomy places the organism in Eukaryota, Metazoa, Arthropoda, Insecta, Hymenoptera, Halictidae. The record is from RefSeq and is a predicted model, not a curated record.
UAUACACAGUAGCAACACAAAAUCAUAAUAAUUUAUUUGCGAGGCAAAGUAAAUGUUUUCAUUAAUUCAAAGAAACAGUUACUCAUUUUUCCCGCAUAGUAAAGUUGCAUUUAAAAUUGAUACAGCAGUAUAUACUGUAAAGGAUAUAAAAUAAAUAUCGUAAGAAUCAUGCUUUGCCUUCGACAUGGAGUGGAAAACAGUGGUGUAUAUAGUGUUGAUAGUGAGCCUAUGUUUUCUGGCGAUACCGAUCCGUGUCGAUCCUGAUCACAAUAGUGAGGACGUGAAACUUUUCGAGACCUAUGUCGCGCGUUACAAUAAAUCUUACAGAAACAAUCCCGAGGAAUACGAAGAGAGAUUUAAGCAGUUUCAGAGAUCAUUGCGGCACAUAGAAAAAAUGAAUGGCUUUAGGUCAUCGCAGGAGAGUGCUUAUUACGGACUCACCCCGUAUACAGACAUGUCGGAAGAUGAAUUCCUGACCCAAACUCUUGUGCCAGACCUUUCUGUAAGAGGAGAGAGGCACAGAAACGCGUCCUACUAUCAGCACCAUCGACUACGGCAAUCAAGCAACCGCGUGAGAAGAUCGGCUGGCCUACCUUUGAAAUUCGAUUGGAGGACUAAAGGGGUGGUUACACCGGUGCGAAGUCAAGGGGUAUGCGGGGCCUGUUGGGCCUUCAGCACCGUCGAAGUCGCGGAAUCGAUGUUCGCGAUGAAAAAUGGCACCCUGUACGAGUUGAGCGUGCAAGAAAUGAUCGACUGCGCAAAAAACAGUAAUUUCGGCUGCGAAGGAGGCGACAUUUGCAGCUUGCUCGCGUGGCUGGUGCUAUCGAAAGCCACGAUACUUAGAGAGUCCGCUUACCCGCUCACGCGGAAGACAGGCGUGUGCAGACUCGAGAAGGGUAUGCUGAAGGAGUCCAGUGUCAGGAUAAAAGAUUUCACGUGCGAUAGUUUUGUAGAUGCAGAGGAUGAGCUGCUGAUAACGUUGGCUACUCACGGACCAGUCGCGGCUGCGGUAAACGCUUUGACCUGGCAGAAUUACUUGGGCGGAGUGAUACAGUACCACUGCGACGGCUCUUUCGACAACCUGAACCACGCCGUCCAAAUAGUCGGCUACGAUAAAACGGCUGCCAUACCUCAUUACAUUAUCAAGAACUCGUGGGGCACGAGCUUCGGCGACGGAGGCUACAUGUACAUUGCAAUAGGCAGCAAUUUGUGCGGUAUAGCGAAUCAGGUUUCAUCGUUGAACGUGCUCUGAGUCGGACCGCUCGGAAUUAAGACAACGUAACGUUUUCAAAGUAUUUAUAUUAAUCCUUAAAUGUACAUAGAGCCCAUCAGUGUAUCCUUAACUAAAGUGUCUGCGGAAAUGACAAUAAUGUUAAUAACAUUAAGCUACGUUCAUGAUAAUAGUUACGCAGUUGUUAUGUUAGUAUUGUUCCGUGCGAUCAGCCGCACGGCCUCCAUGAUUUUUACAAACUUUUCAACGCGCGCCAGGGGAUAGUUUGUAAUAAAAGAUUUUAUUU